This is a messenger RNA of Saccharomyces paradoxus, 1617 nucleotides long. It is a transcript of the gene YEH2, whose product is annotated as sterol esterase. The record is from RefSeq and is a predicted model, not a curated record. The transcript has a single exon. Gene Ontology annotation, biological process: lipid metabolic process. Bases 1 to 1617 code for a protein of 538 amino acids. NCBI's taxonomy places the organism in Eukaryota, Fungi, Ascomycota, Saccharomycetes, Saccharomycetales, Saccharomycetaceae.
AUGGUAAAUUGGGUUAUUGAUGGGGUUCAGCGGUUGGUGAGCGCGAUAAUUCUUACUUCGUUUAUGACGGGGUUAUUCAUUUUGUCAUUAUGGAAGAAUUAUGUGACAGUCCAUUUUCAACAUAAGAACGAUCCAAGAGAUACAAGAAGUUCGAGAACCAAGAUCCAGUCAAAUGACAAGAAGAAAAAACGGCCAGCGCGUCACUCUAGGCCCUUGUCAAUAUCGUCUACUACGCCUUUAGAUUUACGGCAGGAUCAGGAGAAUAAUAUUGAAUAUGACCGUACUGUGACUAGCAAGCUGUCUAUGACUAGUAAUGCCUCCUUAUCAGGGGAUGGUGAUGGAAACGGUAAUAUUAAAAUGGAAACAAACGUGAACCAAGCCCCAUAUGCUGCAGAGAAUCCGUUUCAAAAUAUUGCGCUUGCCGAGGAUACCAAGCUGGUACCUGACUUGAAAUACUAUUAUAAGGAGUACGGUAUUGAUAUUCAAGAAUUUGAGGUGGAGACAGACGACGGCUUUAUUAUUGAUUUGUGGCACUUCAAGUCUAGGUUAAACGAUAGUAUAGAGGAAGUGAAACGCGAACCCAUUCUGCUAUUGCACGGUCUUUUGCAGAGCUGCGGGGCCUUCGCAUCUUCAGGUAGAAAAUCCCUGGCCUACUUUCUUUAUGAAUCCGGAUUUGAUGUUUGGUUGGGUAAUAACAGAUGUGGACUACAUGCCAAGUGGAACAUGAAAAAAUUAGGUAAUGAUCCUUCUAAGAAAUGGGAUUGGGAUAUGCACCAGAUGGUUCAGUAUGAUUUAAAAGCACUUGUAACCUAUGUUCUGGAUAGUACUGGAUAUGCUAAAUUAUCGCUUGUGGCGCAUUCACAAGGUACAACACAAGGAUUCAUGGGACUUGUUAAUGGUGAGAAACUAUACGCAAGUGAUUUUAAAUUAGUGGAUAAGCUAGAAAAUUUUGUGGCCUUGGCACCUGCGGUGUACCCUGGACCUUUAUUGGAUGAAAAAGCAUUCGUAAGACUAAUGGCAAAAGGCAUUGAUUCUCCGUGGUAUUUUGGAAGAAGAUCGUUUAUUCCCUUGAUGAUGACAAUGAGAAAACUGAUGGUUGGAACCAAGAUUUUUUCGUUCCUUUCAUACAUUAUGUUCAACUACUUAUUUGAUUGGAAUGAUGUUUUAUGGGAUAGAGUUUUGAGGGACCGAAAUUUUUUAUUUUCGCCAGUCCACAUCUCAGUCAAAUUAAUGCAAUGGUGGUUGUCACCUCAACCAAAUAAGCUAAGUUUUAAGAAGGGUGCAGAGAAAAUUUUUCCGGAUAAGAAAACAUGGUUUCCCAUUGCCAAGAAUGAUGAUGACGGUGGCACUAGUUUGAAUAACAACAACCUACACUUAAAUUCGAAAAGACAAAAUGGUGAAGAUUUCCCACACAUUAUGAUGUUUAUUCCUAAGCAAGAUAGGUUAGUGGACGGUGAACGACUAAUUAACCAUUUCAUUAAUCAUGAAGCGAACGCGGUCUACAAAAUUUGGUAUAUUGAUGAGUAUUCCCAUCUGGACGUUUUAUGGGCACAUGAUGUUAUUGAUAGAAUUGGUAAGCCAAUGAUAGAGAAUUUGAGAUUUCCUAAUGCAAAAUGA